AUGUAUCUGGAUGAUGGCUUUGGAGUUUCCUCAUCUUCAGACAGUGCCUGUACUCUGUCAAACUCCCUAAGGAAYGAUAUACUUYGAUGUGGUCUGAUAAUUAAUGAAGAGAAAAGUGACUUAGUCCCUCACCAGUGUGGGGAAUAUCUGGGAUACGUUAUUGAUUUGCGUAAUGGGUUAUUUCAAGUACCUCAUCACAAGGUUGACAACCUUAUGUCCAUGCUAAAUGAACUCCUAAUAYUYAAAGAGGUCASAGCYCGUAAAGUUGCACGUGUCUCAGGYACAAUCAUUUCCAUGGGUCUUGCAUUAGGGCCUGUUGCCCGCUUGUUUACAAGGAACUUGUACUCACUACAGAACAGUGUUUACUCAAUGAGCUCGAGGGUCUCUCUUCUGCCUAGUGCCCUACAAGAAGUGCACUUCUGGAUUGACAAUUUUAAUUCUUUAGCUGGCCAGCCAAUCUGGCAUCUCUCCCCAAAAAUUGACGUCAUCUCCUAUUCGGAUGCAAGCAGCACUGGAUGGGGCGGCUAUGUUGUGCAGCUUGGUGAUGUCUUUGCCCAUGGCGACUGGGACAAGUGUGAUCGUCUCCAGAGCUCUACUUUCAGGGAAUUGAAAGCAGUGCGUUUAGUGUUGGAGUCAUUUGCCGCAAGUCUUACAAACAAAGAAUGCAAGCAUAGAUCGGACAACCAGUCUACAGUGUCUAUCUUGUCAGUUGGUAGCAACAAAAGUCAUUUGCAGGASGAAGCUACAAAAAUUUAUUCCCUCUGUCGUCAUCACGGCAUCAGAUUGUUYCCAGAGUGRAUCCCCAGGAAUCUUAACAAUAGAGCAGACUACUGGUCCAAAGUUAUUGAUACUGAUGAUUGGAUGCUGAACCCGGCUCAUUUCUCGGAGCUAGAUGAGUUAUGGGGCCCGCACACUGUGGACUGUUUCGCCAGCUAUAAUACUAAACARAUAUCUAAGUUCUAUUCCCGUUGGUCCUGCCCGGGUUGUGCUGGAAUAGAUGCAUUCACCCUGGACUGGAGCUGUGAMAAUAACUGGCUUGUUCCUCCAACCCACCUUAUAGCCAGAGUCCUUAGGCAUAUGACAUAUGGUGGYGAGAUUGGUACUCUGGUYGUCCMUUUUUGGCCUUCUGCCCCAUGGUGGUCUCUUAUUCUAAGUGACAGYGGUAGUAUGCAGGACUUUGUAUUAGACUAUCGYGAUAUCCCGCUUCAUCCAAGCACCUUUCUUCCUGGCUCUGCCGAUAGUGACUUAUUUGGCAAUGGUACUCCAAACUGCAGAAUUUUGGCACUCAGAAUUGACUGCCGCACAUAUGGUCAAUUAUGA
Molecule: messenger RNA, 1320 nt
Organism: Exaiptasia diaphana
Lineage: Eukaryota; Metazoa; Cnidaria; Anthozoa; Actiniaria; Aiptasiidae
Exons: 1
Coding region: 1-1320 (439 amino acids)
Source: RefSeq, a predicted model, not a curated record